UGAAUUUCACAAAUGAAACAUAUUCACACGAUGAGUCGAUGUACCGGUGUGGUCCAGGUUUGGACUAUUUUCAUCAGGAGUACGCCAAAAUUCAUGGAUGGGCAAGUUUGUUAGUUUGCAUCUUCGGGUCAAUUGCCAACACCUUGAAUAUAGCAGUCUUAACUCGUCAUGAAAUGAAUUCUCCAACAAAUGCCAUUUUAACCGGAUUAGCUGUUGCUGAUUUAUUAGUAAUGCUAGAAUACAUUCCGUAUGCUAGUCAUAUGUACUUGUAUCACAGAUCUAGAAAAGAUAUCUAUACGUAUGGCUGGGCAGUAUUUGUAUUAUUUCAUUCUCUUUUUACUCAAGUUUGUCAUACAAUAUCUAUUUGGUUGACUGUAACAUUAGCAAUUUGGAGGUAUAUUGCCGUAGCAUACCCUCAACGAAAUCGUGAAUGGUGUAGUUUCCAAAGAACAAUACUAGCUAUAAUUGGAGCUUAUUUAAUUUGUCCGUUAAUUUGUCUCCCGGUUUACUUUACAACUGAAGUCCGAUCUAAACAGGAAUUAUUAGAUUCUUAUGGUAAUUUAGCUAACUUGAGUCACUAUAACACAACUGAGUCAACAUUUAAUCAAACAUUAUGGUUUGUCGAUUUGAGUGAUACAAUGAAAGCUAAUAGUUUGCUUAAUCUAAUUAAUUUUUGCAUGUAUAGUGUUGUGAUUAAGUUGAUACCUUGUAUUGCAUUGACAAUUUUAAGUCUUCGACUCAUUUUGGCACUUAUGGAAACGAAAAAAAGAAGGAAACUUCUCAUAAAUACGACGUUAGUGAGAAACUUAGAUGAAAAAAUGCGCGAAAGUUCAUAUGAUGUUAAAAAGGGAAAAAAAAAAUCGUCCAGAAUUUUAGAUAAAGAAAGACAAACUGACAGAACUACGAAAAUGCUAUUAGCUGUAUUACUUCUCUUCUUACUUACGGAGUUUCCACAGGGAGUACUUGGUUUGCUCAGCGUGAUAUUGGGAUCAGGUUUUUUUCGGACAUGUUAUGUUAAGCUUGGUGAAAUGAUGGACGUAUUAGCUCUAAUAAAUUCUGCUAUAAACUUCAUUCUCUACUGUGCAAUGAGCCGACAAUUUCGAACCAUCUUCAGCCAAUUAUUCUGCAGGUGGAAGUUGUUUGGUAGAUGGGUGCCCGUUCCACCACAUUUAGACAACAAUGGCCAUACAGCAACAACUCACACAAUGACACAAGUGACUCAGGUCUAGCAUCGGAAUAACCAGCAGCCGCACACUUUCCCGUGGAAACGUCGGACACCUAAAGAGGGACAAUGGGGACUACUUAAAAUAUAGUGAAUAAUUAAUCCAGCACUUAAAUUGGUAGCAGACUUUUUUCCAUUUCUAGAGCGUCUAGAAAUGACUCAAGUACUCUCAAACUGAGACGAAUUUACCCCCUCGCUCUUCCCAAUUUCACCGUAAAGUUAUACAGUAUAUUUAAGCGAGCCGAAAAAAAAUUUUCGAUGUCAGUAUACCAGUCAAUAUGUAGUAGAGAAAACAAAUAUGAUGAUUAUUGUAUGUGAUAUCGAUUUAUACAUAUAGUGACUUCGUCAGCAAACGUUGGAAGACACUCAUGGGAAUUAUUUAGGAAACAAAUGGAUCGAGCUCCCCUACAUGUCCUUGUCACAAAACUUGACGUAAAAAAAAUAGGAAAAAAAAAAAUUAUAAAGGUGUUAUCAUUUGAUGUCUUAAUUUCGAUGAAACUUUCUACUUUUUUUUUCUCUUUGUUUUUAUUUGUUGACUUUUUUCUCAAUUAUAUAUAUAUAUAAACAUAAACGUGAUGGAAAGGAUGAUGUAAAAAUAAUUAAUUUGGAUAAAAUCUCGUAAAGUGAAGGUAAAAAUCGUUCGAAAGUUUAUUAAAAAUCAGAUUGCUUAGUGGAAUUUUUUUUUUCUG
Molecule: messenger RNA, 1911 nt
Organism: Microplitis demolitor
Lineage: Eukaryota; Metazoa; Arthropoda; Insecta; Hymenoptera; Braconidae
Product: G-protein coupled receptor dmsr-1
Exons: 3
Coding region: 39-1229 (396 amino acids)
Biological process (GO): G protein-coupled receptor signaling pathway
Cellular component (GO): membrane
Molecular function (GO): G protein-coupled peptide receptor activity
Source: RefSeq, a predicted model, not a curated record